GGCAGCAGAGCUCAGGACUCCAGCGAGCGCUUGGUGGACGGGGCUUAUUUCUCUCGUCUCUGUCCUUCCGGGCAGUUAAACAUCUCACUGGAACCCGCUUUUCCUUCUUUCAGGGCCCUCUGAGUGGAGGUAGGACAUGGUGAGGCCGGCCAGCCACGCCAUCAGGUGAAGGACAGUCUUCCUUCUGAGAGAUGGAGGCCCCGGAGCAGGAGCCCCAGGAGCCGCCUCGGGAGCCGCCGCGGGAGCCGCAGACCCCAGCCUCCUCCAAGGGGCCGGUGGCUGCGGCGGCGGCUGCGGCGGCGGCCGCAGCGGUGGAGGCGGCGCUGCCCCUGUCCUUGAUGCAGGUGCACUGCCAGUGCCACAUGUGUGCCAGCAGCUUCCAGGCCCAGAUGAGCCUCAGCGUCCACUUCAAGGAGCGCUACGCCCCCAAGACCUACGAGUGUGCCGAGUGCCAGAAGACGUUCAAGCAGAAGGGCAGCCUGACGGUCCACGAGCGCAUGCACACGGGGGAGAAGCCCUACGUGUGUCUGGACUGCGGCAAGUGCUUCCGGAACGGGGGCAACCUCACGGUGCACCGGCGGGUCCACACCGGGGAGCAGCCGUACCGCUGCGACGCGUGCGGCACGGGCUUCAGCCAGAAGGGGAGCCUGGUGGUGCACCUGCGGAUCCACACGGGACAGAAGCCCUACGAGUGCACGCAGUGCGGGAAGAGGUUCAGCACCCGGGGGAACCUGGUCAAGCACCUCCGCGUGCACACCGGCGACCGGCCCUACAAGUGCGCGCAGUGCGACAAGAGCUUCACGCAGAGGGGCAGCCUGACGGUGCACAUGCGCAGCUGCGCCCGGGCCGCUCGCCUCACCUGCUGCCUGCCCGACAGCUGCUUCUCUUGAAUUUCCGGACCUUCCCCGCCCCCAUGGGGGGAGCGUGAGGCCCGGCUCUCCUCCUCUUUUGUGGCCUCUCUUGGCGCCGGUCUGCUUCCGCGGCCAUUCCUUCUCUUGCCCAUCAGACUGCAAAGGGGCAUCUGUGGUUCCGGGCCACCGCUGCGGGGCCUCGGGGCGAAGGGGCGGGGCGGACCGGACUUGGGCUGCCCGAAAAGAAGGGCCCGAGUUCUUCCGGACCGACGGAGGCCUUAGAAUUGGAAUUCAGAUCCGGGAUGCCGCCCCUCCCUCCGCCAUGGACUUGGACUUGAAGUUUGCUUUGCCAAAACGUAGUUAUUGUGCAUAAGAGCUACCCAAUACGUAAAACGUACCUUUCCGUGUAUAUACCUUUUGCCAAUUAUUGGCCGAAAUGAAAAAAUCCCUGGAGGCGGGGCCUGCCAGCCCGCUGCAGAGACUGUCUUUAGUGCGCUGCGGCUCUCCCCGUGGGGCCGCCUUCAGUCGCAGCAUUGACCGUGUCCCUCUGAGACGUUGCCUGCCCCCUACAACUCCCAACAUCUGUCAUUCCAGAAGAAUUUCUGAACUAGUGCAGAAUCCUGCCAUCCCCAAAUGUUUGUGGCCCGAAUAAACAUGACAAUAAAGUGCCUAAUUUGUAGGUAUUC
Messenger RNA from Gracilinanus agilis (Agile Gracile Mouse Opossum), 1537 nucleotides. RefSeq names its product zinc finger protein 32-like. NCBI's taxonomy places the organism in Eukaryota, Metazoa, Chordata, Mammalia, Didelphimorphia, Didelphidae. Gene Ontology annotation, biological process: regulation of transcription by RNA polymerase II. The record is from RefSeq and is a predicted model, not a curated record. The transcript has a single exon. Bases 192 to 890 code for a protein of 232 amino acids. Gene Ontology annotation, molecular function: DNA-binding transcription factor activity, RNA polymerase II-specific; RNA polymerase II cis-regulatory region sequence-specific DNA binding.